AUGAUCUUCCUCCGCGAUAACACCCUCCUCGAAAGACCUCUUCGAUUCGAAGAUAUCAAACCUCGUCUCCUAGGUCACUGGGGCACCUGUCCCGGCUUAAUCCUCCUCCACGCCCAUCUCUCCCUCCUCAUCCGCAACCACGAUCUUGACAUGAUCUAUGUCAUUGGCCCGGGUCAUGGCGCACCCGCUGCUCUAGCAUGUCUUUGGCUUGAAAGGUCGUUAGAGAAUUUCUAUCCAGGGGAGUAUGGUGUUAACAGGGAGGGGCUUGGGAGACUAAUUGCGAGAUUCGCCGUGCCAGGAGGGUUUCCUAGUCACAUUAACGCGGAAACACCGGGCGCAAUACACGAGGGCGGAGAGCUAGGCUACGCGUUAGCAGUGUCAUUUGGGGCGGUGAUGGAUAAGCCGGAUGUCAUUGUUGCGUGUGUUGUUGGGGAUGGGGAGGCUGAGACGGGGGCGACGGCGGCGGCGUGGCAUGCACACAAAUUCAUCGAUCCCAGGGAGUCAGGUGCUGUUCUCCCGAUUCUGCACGUGAAUGGGUUCAAGAUCAGCGAGAGGACGAUUUUCGGGACGAUGGAUGACAAGGAGUUGGUAGCACUGUUCAGCGGGUACGGAUGGCUGGUGUGCAUCGUUGACGAUCUGGAGCAUAUUGACGAGCAGCUGUACAGUGCACUGGAAUGGGCGCUGGCAGAGAUCCACACCAUCCAGCAGGCUGCGAGGGAGGAGAAGCCAAUUUUGAAGCCUAGAUGGCCGAUGAUUGUGUUGAAGACGCCGAAGGGUUGGACCGGCCCUAAAGAAAUCGACGGGAAAAUCCUUGAAGGUUCCUUUACUUCGCACCAAGUCCCCCUCCCCAAAGCCAACUCUGAUAAAGCCCAUCUUACCGCUCUUCAAGAAUGGCUUUCAAGUUACCGCAUUCACGAGCUUCUCGACCCUGAAGGCCAUCCAGUCCCCAUUGUGGCGCACAUCCUCCCUCAGAAUGAGACCAAAAGACUCGGACGGCUCAGACUCACACACGAGUCAUACACCCCGCUUAACGAAGUCCCUUGGCACCCAUUCUCCUUUCCCAAGGGAGCAGAUGCCAGUUCCAUGAAAGCCGUGGGUAAUUACCUCGAUGCAGUCUUCCAAGCCAACCCGCACACGAUUCGCCUUUUCAGCCCAGAUGAGCUCGAAAGCAAUAAGCUCAGCUCAAUCCUCACCCACACAGGACGCAAUUUUCAAUGGGACGAGCACUCUUUUGCCAAAGACGGUCGCGUGAUUGAAGUCCUAUCGGAACACCUCUGCCAGGGGUUUAUGGAAGGCUACACACUAACAGGUAGGACAGGGAUAUUCCCCAGUUAUGAGGCGUUCCUAGGAAUUGUGAGCACGAUGGUGGUGCAGUAUGGGAAGUUUGUUAAGAUUGCGAAACAAGGAGGAGGAGGGAGCAGAAGGACCAGGUGGAGAGGGGAUUUGCAUAGUCUAAAUUAUAUCGAGACAAGUACGUGGACGAGGCAGGAACAUAAUGGGUUUUCGCAUCAAAAUCCGGGGUUUGUGGGGACUGUGUUGAGCAUGAAGGCCGAAUUUGCAAGAGUCUACUUCCCCCCUGACGCCAACACCUUCCUCUACACAUUACAUCACUGCCUGGAGUCGAACAACCUCGUCAACCUCCUCAUCGGCAGCAAACAUCCUGCUCCAACCUACCUCUCCCCAGAGGAAGCAUCUCUCCAUUGCUCCCGAGGUGCAGGUAUCUUCUACUUCGCCUCCUCCCCCGGUGACGUGGUCCCCAAUAUCGUCCUAGUCGGAAUCGGCACAGAACUCACCUUCGAAGUUAUCGCUGCAGCCUCCCUCCUCCAUACCCUUGUUCCCCACCUCCGGAUCCGCGUGGUCAACGUUGUUGACCUCAUGCGACUGAGCGCGGAGGGCUCCCAUUCCCAUUCCCUGACGCUAGGGGAAUUUGAAGAGCUAUUCACGGCAGACAAGCCAGUGCUUUUUAACUACCACGGCUAUGUAAGCGACCUGCAAGCUCUACUCUUUGGACGAAGGGAGGGUGUGGGCAGGAUGUGGGUGAGAGGGUAUAGAGAAGAAGGGAGCACCACGACUCCGUUUGAGAUGAUGGUUGUGAAUGGGGUCAGUCGGUUUGAUGUGGUCAAGUGGGCGAUCAAGAGGGGGGUUGAGGGGGGUGUUUUAGGGGAGGGGGAGGGGGGUAGGGUGUUAAACCAGAUUGAGAGAAAGGAGCAGAGCGUGAGGGGGUUUAUUAGGGAGCAUGGGAAAGACCCGGAUGAUAUGUACGACAUGCCUAAGUUUGAGUAA
Thermochaetoides thermophila DSM 1495 is the source of this 2283-nucleotide messenger RNA. RefSeq names its product aldehyde-lyase-like protein. Lineage: Eukaryota; Fungi; Ascomycota; Sordariomycetes; Sordariales; Chaetomiaceae. The transcript is spliced from 7 exons. The record is from RefSeq and is a predicted model, not a curated record. Gene Ontology annotation, biological process: carbohydrate metabolic process. Gene Ontology annotation, molecular function: aldehyde-lyase activity. Bases 1 to 2283 code for a protein of 760 amino acids.